AUGGUCGAUUAUAGGUACCCACGAGUGCCUCCACUUAUAAUUAGUCGCGGUGACAACUAUUCAAUGCCUUAUGCGAUGCCUCGAACCAGUCUUUCGGUAGCCCAAUCAACAAACUCUUUCGGUGACGCUACAAGAUAUCACCAGUAUCCUGCCCGCUCUAAUGAUAUGCCGAUGAACGAUUCACCGCCAUGGCUUGAUACAGAAAUAUACUACACUGUUGUGGCCAAUGGCCAGGUUGUGAAGCCGGAGAUCCAGGCCAGAAUUCACAAAGGAUUUUUUGUUGCCGGAGGGUACUGGACGUGUUAUCGCAGAAAUUACUUUUCCGUGUCGCUAUCAUUUGCCCUGCGGCCUUGGUCACGUCCUGGACGCGCACCGGAAAAGAUACAAUCUUUCGCUAUGAAAAUAUCUGCAUUUGUGAAUGGACAAGAAAAGGAAACCCGCGAACUUAUCCAACACACCCCAAAACGUGAUAAGCAAUCCGAAAGCAAACCCAGACGAGCAAUUCUUCAGCCGCAACCGCCGCCGUCGCUCCUCCUUAACCAUGCAGCGAAUAAUAACCACCUAAAUUUCGGCCUCCCCCCAGCUCAAACCACUAGCAUGCAAAUGGACUAUAGUUCAUCUUAUGGAAGCGCACAGCAAUCCCCUCAAAUACCAACGUCCCACACUUGGGAGCGAAUCCAAUUCCAAAAAGCCACGGCGAACAACGGGAAACGACGUGCACAACAACAGUUUUAUAACCUCGUCGCAGAACUCUGGGCUGAGGUAUCUGAUCCUCUUGGGAAUGGCAACGAGUGGGUGAUGCUUUCCAGGAAGCUUUCUAACCCUGUGGUUGUACGUGGAAGGUCCCCCGGGCAUUACAAAGAUGCUAGACGUGACAGCAACGGCCGUAUGACAACCUGCGAGGCAGACAGUGGAAAUUCAACAAUGGGGCACUUGGGAAUGCAUGCUGGCUUAAACCCUCCUCCACCACCACAAUCCCGCUCACAUCCUUCCUCACUUACUUAUGACACGACCCCCCGUAACGGAUCACAUUAUGAUUAUCGUCGCAUGCCUUCUACAGAUCAGUCUCCUUUGACCGCAAGCUCCCUCGUUUCUUCUUCCUCCUCAUCCCCAGGCUACGACUAUGCUUUGUUGAACGAUCCGCUUAAUUCAAUGCAGCCCAUGACAACCGCUACGUCGAUUGAUGGCUACGGGCAACCUUCAUUUGCAUCUGCACCCGGAGCAUCACGAAGAGUUGAGCAGAUGAAUGUCCGCUGCGCUUUACCGUCAUUCGAAGAUAACACGAACAAGUCUCAAGAACAAAAUGAUGUCUCCCUCGGCGAAGCAUUUGACCCUAUGAUCCCAAUGUUGAAUAAUGACCACGGCGGAACGAACCAGUACAUUAGAGGGCAGGCUUCUGGCAAUUACCCGAACCACGAAGUCAGCCGUCCUUCAUCUGGCGGAAGACUCAACUCCUACUCUACUCGCGCAGAGGAUCAUUCUUAUGGUCGAUAUGAUGCCAUACAUAAUUCUCACGCUAUGUGA
Messenger RNA from Uncinocarpus reesii 1704, 1524 nucleotides. RefSeq lists its product as uncharacterized. Gene Ontology annotation, molecular function: DNA-binding transcription factor activity; DNA binding. Gene Ontology annotation, cellular component: nuclear chromosome. The transcript is spliced from 4 exons. Gene Ontology annotation, biological process: meiotic cell cycle; positive regulation of transcription by RNA polymerase II. The record is from RefSeq and is a predicted model, not a curated record. The coding region runs from base 1 to 1524 and encodes 507 amino acids. Lineage: Eukaryota; Fungi; Ascomycota; Eurotiomycetes; Onygenales; Onygenaceae.